AUUAUAUGUAUUUGCGCGGGCUUCGAAAAUAAAAAACCUUGUAAAUAUGAUGUAAUAGAGUCGGAUAGCUCGAUUGAAGAUAAAAGUUCACUGGAUGCAGAUGUAUUGUACAUAUUUUCUGAAGGUCAAUCAGGAUGUGAAUUAAAUUGGUCAGGGAUGUAUAGAAAUUUAAGUGGACUGAACAACUCUAGGACAAUACACCGUGGAGAGUUAUUUGUAAGUUUGAAGAUGUUUUGUAAGGGCUAUGCGGAAGGAGACGAUAUUCAUUUAAGCACUGACUUAGAUGCGGAUUCGGAAAAUGAAAUGAAUGGGACAAAUCGUAAAAUUGCUGUUAAAUUGGUGAUAAAUGGCUGUUCUGUUUUUAUGAGUGAAUUACAAGUAUUUCAACACCAUGGCAGUAUUUGGUCCAUAUUUCAGACUAAUGAAUCAUUAAUACAUCACGACGCUGACUGCUCCAGUCUAUCGGACUUGCAAAUUGUUGCAUCUCGACUACCAUGUGACGGAAACGAUUCAAAAUCUGAUAUUAAAACGCGAUUCUUUUGGGAAAUGUGUCGUGAACCAUUCGAGAAUGUUUACUAUUUGGACUUGGAAGGUUGUGUUCAUGAAAACUAUUUACUAGAUCAAAAUGCGUUACAAAGUACAUUUCCAAAACUUCAAACAUUGAAACUGAAAAAUGUCGACAUGACUGGCUUUGCUGUGUUGUUUCCAUGGACGCACGUGUACAUAGAUACACCUGAAGCUCGAUACGUGUCCUUUAUUGCGAACCACUUUGAAAGCAGUUUCAAGAAUUCAUCAUCAUUCCCUAGAGAAAUAGCAAUACGUGAUAGUGUGUUAGAUUUCAAACAAGUGAAUUUAAAUGGUGAAAUAGCCUCUAUUUCACUGAACAAUAUUCACGUAAAAUAUUUGCACGACGAUGCGUUUGCAAACGUAAGCGGGUUAACGAAAUUAGACAUGUCUUACAAUGAUCUAGAAACAGUAACUGGUAACGUAUUUCAGACGUUAACAAAACUGAAACAUCUAUAUUUGAGAAAGAACAAACUGAGAAUCCUUGGUUCUGAUGUAUUUGACAACAUUCAUAAUCUGCUGGUCCUUGAUUUGUCAUACAAUAACCUUGAACUUUUAAAUCAGAGACAGUUCAAAUAUCUUGUAAAUCUAGAAGAGUUAAAUGUUGCACAUAAUGCCAUUAGAGUUUUACCAGUAGAUUUUCUCAAAGAUCAAAUACAUUCCCUAAGGACGCUGAAAUUAUCCAAUAAUCCUUUGACAGCCGUUCCAAUCUAUCCACUUUAUUCAGAAAGUUUAACAGCAAUAUUUGUCCAAAACUGUAGAAUCACUUCUGUUGGUUUCCAAACAUUAAUACGAAGUUUGAACCAUAACGACUUAAACACUGCUCAAAUAAGCUAUUCAUUACAGCGUUCUGGUUCUGAUCUACAGAAAAAUAUUGAUACGACACGGAGAGCUGUUCUGGAUAUAUCUUACAAUUUUAUUAGAAAUAUUGAACUAGCCGUAGAAGAUAAUUCAAUGAUGAUAAUAUUUCAAGCAUUACUGACAACGUUUUCUGUGGACUUAAAAGGAAACCCAUUAGAUUGCACAUGUCUGACAUAUAUACCUACUUUAAUUUCAAAUAUAAAUGAAAAUUCCGUGACAGACAUAAAAUGGACAUGCACGUCGCCAUCAGAAAUGAACGGAAGACUAGUUUCAAGCGUUUCAGAAACCGAAUCUUAUUGUCCUGUUUCAGAUGAAAGAUGUCCACAGCGUUGCUCUUGUUUCGAACGCAAGAAUUCACGUGAUUCGAUUGACGAUAAUCGAGCAAACAGAACAAUAAUAGUAGACUGUAGAAAUGUAAUUCUAACACAUUUACCAGAAGUUAUGCCAACUGGAAAAUUAGAACUUUGGCUUCAAAAUACAAGCCUGGCUCAGAUUGAUGUCCACGAUUACUUACAAAGGACUUCUGUGUUUGAUGCCUCGCAUAACAAAAUAACCCAACUUUCUCAAUUUGCAGCGAAGGCCUUGGCAAACAUUACUUCGAUAAAGCUAGAUCAUAACAAUCUCACCCAUUUACCAGUUCAGCUCAUGUCAACAAAUAUCAACAAACUAACACUUGCCAGUAAUCCAUUCCUAUGCGAUUGUCACACACGCUGGAUGAAGGCAUGGAUUGACACGAGAACAAGCCCAGUAAUAGACUGGAAUGUAAUAAAAUGCUCGUAUAACAAGACUAAGGUUAAUAAGAUGAUAGUUGUUCCUUCCUCAAUGUUCGUCUGCAUCUCCACACCAACCGUAAAUGUGUCAAAACAUAUUAUUUUGUCAGCAGUUGUGAUAGGAUGUACUCUGUUCGUUUUAGUUUCCCUAGCUUUAUUGAUAUAUUUCCAAAGAUUCAACAUCAAAGUCCUGCUUUUUACGCAUUUAGGGGUUAAAGUCUGUGACAAACAACGGCACGUGGAUGCAGAUAUGGACUUUGAUACAUUUGUGUUAUUUUCCCAUGCGGAUCACUCUUUUGUACAGUCAAAUGUAAUAAACGGCUUACUAUCAUCCGGGUACUCUGUGUGUAGUUUAUAUGAAGAUCUAACAGUUGGCUUUACUUUUCUUGAAAAUAUCGAACAUUUCAUUAACAGAUCAAGAAAGAUAAUUUUCUCCAUAACACAGGACACAUUAAUGGAUGACUUCCUGCUGACAGCAUGGAACAUGGCUUAUGAGAGGGCUAUAAAUAACUUCACAGACUCCAUCAUUCUAGUAGUUGAUACGGAAAUUGUUAAUAAAAUUGAUGAAACAAAACUUAUGACAUACAUAAAAGCUGGAAAAUAUAUCAAGAGAAAUUCUAAAUUUCUACAGUCAAGUGUGCUUUAUUUAAUGCCAAAACAAGCUUGUGGCAAAGAUACGGAAAAUCAAGACACAGAAAAUGAAGGCACAGAAGAUGUUUCUAUACCAAUGGUAAGAAACAUAUCUGACCCAAGAAAGGAGAACGGCUUAGUCUACAUAUCUUACCCAGAGGAGCUGGACAGUGAAAUAGUAGAAAUAAUUCUGUGUGACUUGCAAGAAAAAGGAUAUCAGGUGAUAAUUUUCGAAAAUCAGUUCCUUCCUGGAACUGACAUUCGUGAUGAAAUUCAUGACAAGUUGGACUUAUCCGAACACUUUAUUUUCAUUCUAUCAAAUGAAAACCUACAAGACUAUAUUAAAAUGUACAUACUUUCAAUUGUUAUCUCAAAAUCUGCAUUAUGCAGCCACAACUAUUUAUUACUGUUUACAUUUGAAACUAUCAUAUCUUCUUUUCUAUCAAAUGAAUUAGAAAAUUACAUGGACAAGUAUGUAACAUGUAGUGUCACAAAUAAGAAGUUUAAGAAACGUUUGUUACAAGCUUUAAAGUGA
This is a messenger RNA of Ruditapes philippinarum (Manila clam), 3360 nucleotides long. Its product is annotated as protein toll-like. Gene Ontology annotation, biological process: signal transduction. The record is from RefSeq and is a predicted model, not a curated record. The transcript has a single exon. NCBI's taxonomy places the organism in Eukaryota, Metazoa, Mollusca, Bivalvia, Venerida, Veneridae. The coding region runs from base 157 to 3360 and encodes 1067 amino acids. Gene Ontology annotation, molecular function: protein binding.